Molecule: messenger RNA, 1021 nt
Organism: Cuscuta epithymum
Lineage: Eukaryota; Viridiplantae; Streptophyta; Magnoliopsida; Solanales; Convolvulaceae
Source: the annotation of a GenBank genome assembly
AAUAAGUUAAAGUCUAUAAAUAACGCACCGUUACCGAUGCCAAACUUCAUUCUAAGUACGCACUCUAAAAUUCCAUUUCCUUCCCAGCUUAAUUAAACUUAAGAGUUUGUACCGGAAAAGAUGGCACUUAAGGUCCACGGUAGUUUAGCCUCAUCGGCGACGUUGAGAGUUAUUGGUUGCCUCGAAGAGAAGGGGCUCAAAUACGAAUUUGUGCGGGUUAAUUUGCAGGCCGGAGAGCACAAAAAAGAACCUUUCCUCCGACUGAAUCCAUUUGGUCAAGUUCCCGCCUUCGAGGAUGGAGAUUUGACGCUCUUUGAGUCAAGAGCAAUCACCCAAUACAUUGCACACACAUAUGCCAAUCGUGGGAGCCAGCUUAUCCCCUCGGACAAUAAAACAAUGGACACAAUGUCAUUGUGGAUGGAAAUUGAGGCUAACCAUUUUGAUGAAGUGGGGUCUAAGCUGUACCAUGAACUUACAAUAAAGCCCAUGCGUGGCAUGGUGGCGGACAAGGCAGCGGUGGCACAACAUGAGGAGGCGCUUGUCAAGAUUCUUGACGUGUAUGAGGAACGACUUAAGGUGUCAAAAUUCUUAGCUGGGAAUUGUUUCACAUUGGUUGAUCUUCACCACACACCUCUCAUAUAUCACCUCAUGCAUACUAAAGUCAAAGUUCUUUUUGAAGCACGUUCAAAUGUUGCUGCUUGGGUUGAUUAUCUCUUCACUAGGCCUGCUUGGUUAAAGGUUCUGCAAUUGAUUAUCAAGCAUAACAACGCCGCUUUCGCUUCUUAAUAAUUGAUAUAAUAAUAGCUCCACUUAUAAUUAUUAUAUUUCGAGUUUGAUAUCUUCAUCGUUUGUCUUGUGCUUUGAUUGUUCCAUCUUUACCAUAAUUAUAUGCGUGCUAUGUUAUACUCUUGAGGGCGUGUAACUCUCUUAUGUGAGUGCUUGUACCGUGACAUUUUACUAUAUGCAAUAAUGUUGGGAUCCUUUCAUAGUUUCAUGAAAUUACAGUACUUUGAUCUCUGAA